This is a messenger RNA of Acyrthosiphon pisum (pea aphid), 833 nucleotides long. It is a transcript of the gene EMC5, whose product is annotated as ER membrane protein complex subunit 5. NCBI's taxonomy places the organism in Eukaryota, Metazoa, Arthropoda, Insecta, Hemiptera, Aphididae. Gene Ontology annotation, cellular component: EMC complex; early endosome; Golgi apparatus. The record is from RefSeq and is marked provisional.
AAUGUUUAUCAAGAUAUUGAUUCUGUCGACGGCUUCAAUGUGGGCAACUUUGUGAACUUUUAUAGUUUUCAGUUGAAGUUUCUUGCAUCAGGGUUUGGACUUAUUUCAAACCGACAUUUUAACAUUGCCAGCACUCCAACGUCACUGACAUGUUUAACUUGUACCGACAAAUAUUCGCACUUGGUAUACUGUCGUUACUGCAUGCAGCGUAUUCAGCGGCUCAGCAUCGAUCUUAUUUACGAAUAACGGAACAAGAAUUUGAUGGAUUACCAUUGGAUAUAUUUGUGCAGGGUGUAGUUAGUCUUUUUCUGUCAAUGUAUGGAAUAUUGUACUUGGCAGGAGAUUUUAAAGAAGUGAGAGCCAUUGAAGAAUUGGAAUGCAAGACAUGGGAGACGUUACACAACACACCUGCAUUUUAUAUAUUUAAUCACAGAGGUAAAACUCUGUUCUCUAAUAAGUUUUAAUUAAUUGGUGAAAAUCAAUGGAAAUGUCAUACUUUCAGAACCUGGAAUGGUUUCUAUUUCAUUUUGGUAUUUAUUUAUUAUAUUGUGUACAGAAUUUAAUUCAACAAUAUUAUAUUCACUUGUUUUAAAUGUAUUUGCUGCUGCUUGAUUCAAUUGUAACAUACCUAAAUUAGUUUGUGAAUAAUUAAGGUAUAGUUAAAUCUGAUACUUAAAAUAUAACUACAAUUUCAAUUAAAUUAAGUUAACAGAUUAUGUCCUUAUUUUCAUUAUAAGUGGUUUUUAUGAAUGUUCACAAUUGUAUGAUAAGUAUGAUUAAUUAAUUGUAAAAAUAUAUUUAAUAAAAUAUCAUAAUAAAUUAAAAUGUUGUGU